ACUAUGAAGUCAAAACCGCGUCAAAGUUACUGUACUUGCGGGAGUUGUGAGUGACUUCUGCGGACAAACGGAACACGAAGAGAAAAGACACGAGCAGUGGAGUCAGUUGAUGAAUAUCACCCCGAAGCCGUGUAACACGUCUUCUAUGCUGCUGAAAAGAGGCCCAGAUGCUCCAGGAUGGAUCAGGCACUUUCCAGCCAGAGCCCAGUGUUGGACUUGCUUGAACCAGAAAGCGAGGAGCUCCAGCUCAGAGUGGACUUCUUCAGGAAACUGGGUUACUCCUCAGUAGAGGUGAAGGCUGCUCUGAGGAAGCUGGGCCUGAGCACAGACACAAACUCGGUGCUGGGAGAGCUGGUUCUGAGCAGGACCGGCCCGGCACCUUGCAUGUCCGGUUCUGACGGUGAUGAGAUAAGCACGGGCCAAAUGGACCCACUGCUGCCUCCUAGUUGGGCUCUUGGACCCUGCAGAAUCAAUCUACAACUCGGGGACCGGAAGAACACGGACACAGAAUUGAGGCCCAUUGUUAUUGACGGCAGCAAUGUUGCAAUGAGCCAUGGCAACAAGGAAGUGUUCUCAUGUCGUGGCAUCCAGCUUGCAGUGAACUUCUUUCUGGACAGAGGUCAUGAUACUAUUACCGUGUUUGUUCCCUCUUGGCGCAAAGAGCAGCCCAGAUCGGAUGGCCCCAUUACAGAUCAACACAUCCUGAUGGAGCUUGAAAAACGGAAAACAGUGGUCUUCACUCCAUCUCGCCGGGUCGGUGGUAAGCGAGUGGUUUGCUAUGAUGAUCGCUUCAUUGUCAAGCUGGCGUAUGAGUCCGAUGGAGUGAUUGUAUCCAAUGACACCUACCGUGACCUCCAAGGAGAGAGACCUGAGUGGAAGAAAUGCAUCGAGGAGAGGCUCCUCAUGUUCUCCUUUGUGAAUGACAAGUUCAUGCCCCCAGAUGACCCUCUGGGUCGCCAUGGCCCCAGUCUUGACAACCUCCUUCGGAAGAAGCCGCUGCCUACAGAGCAAAAGAGACAGCUCUGUCCUUAUGACAAAAAGUGCACUUACGGUAUCAAAUGUAAGUUCUACCACCCAGAGCGGUCAAACCAGUCCUACCUGUCCUUGGCUGAUGAAUUGAGAGAGAAAGCCCAGAUUUCCACUGUAAAAGAACAGAGGAAUGCCAGAUUAUCACCCAGGCAGCUUCAGUCGGAUCCUGGACCUGCUCACAAUGCAUUUUCCCAUCCUAAAGACUCUAAAACAGAGCACAUAAGAGACCAGCAAAGUUACUCACAUCCCGGUCAGGUUCGUGAAAAUACACUGUACUGGGAGGAUCCUAGAAAAAGUCAAGAUCAUACACCCUGUCCUGUAACAGGAAGCCAGUGUCAUAAAGAGUGGCCUGGGAUGCACUCCAUGCCAAAUCAUUACUAUGCCAACCUCUCUCACGAGUACCUGGAUUCUGGCCUUGGCUCUUAUGAGAGUCAGUACUCUGACUAUUCGCAUUGCCUCAGCAACUCCCACAGGGUCAGGCCUCAGCAGCAAAGUGCCCUCCCUGGGCCCAGACAUGCCCCUGUGCAUUUAGAGAAAAAUAACACCAGCCAGUCUUGCAGGUGCUGUUCCCACAUAGUACCAGCUCACCAGCAACAUCAUGGAGACCAGGACUCCAAGGGACAACCCAAAUACGACACCUACCCUUCUCACAUGUUCCCGGCCGGUGUGCCGCACCAAAACAGCCUCCCCAGCCAUCUCCAUUACAAUGGAGCCCCACAUCAUCAGCAACAUUACUGGUCCGAUCCCUUUCAGGGGCCGCCCCAAGCCAGGACAUCGAGUGUUCUGCCCUCUUCGGUCCAUUCAUCGAACCCUCACAACUGCUCUUACAAAGGCCAAGAGUACCACUCCUGGGGCCAACAACAGUCGUCCUCUGCUGCGUACGACCCACAAAGGUUGGAACUCCGCAAGAAGCUGCAAGCCAUCUUCAACCCGCAGCAGGUGGAUACAGUCAUGGAAAUGUUUCCACAUGUGAUGAAUGCAGAGAAACUGGCUGCAGAGAUCCUUAACCUGAAGGCUCAGAGAGGGAUAUUCUGAUAAUUCCUCUGAUUAUUUUCUUCUCUGGCAUCAUCCUCCGUCAGAACUAACAUGAUACUCGUGUUGACUCUCUAUCAUAGCAAAUGAGGAAGCUCCUGAGAGGCUUUGAAAGUGUCUAUAGUUGAAUGAUUUGAAAUCUAAUUGAAAAGAUGUGCCGUUACAGAAGUGCAAUUUGCCUUUCUGCAUUCUGUUAAGUGCAUUUGAAUGACAUUGUACUCAAAUGUGACCCUAUUAUCCAAUGUUUUGGAUGUAAAGUGCCUCUUGACCAAAAAAUAUUUAGGACUGAGUUUCUAGAGUUUUGACUUUUGAUGCAUAUUGUGUCAAAUGUGAUACAUUUUUAUCUUUUUUCCAAAAAUACGUUCUCGUGCAAUAAGGAAAGGCUGUAUAAAGUAUUAGAUUUUCUUUUAAUUUCACUAUUGUUCUCCAGAACAGCUUGUUGUUCAAUAUUAUCUCUGUGAGGUGUAGCUACACUAUAUGACAAUAUGCUGUGGCCGGCCAAUGCAUUCAGGCUCCUACAUUGUAUUUAUAAUGAAACCUAACCUAACAAGGAAAUUGAGAAGAAGACUUAGAAACUAGCAAAAGGAAUUUGCUGGUGUGUUACCGCACUUUCCUGUAAUUAGCAUCAGUUUCAUGAAACAUUCUCAGAACAAGUGUUGCUGUAAUACUACACGUGUAUUUGGAUCACUGUGCCAUUGAAAAAUGACAAUAAAAAUGUGGAGUUUAAUUCUCAUAAACAUGCAGAUUUAUGUUCCCUUAGAAACUAACUAAGUAAAUGUAUACUGUGAGAUAAAUGCAUAGUUUGCAUAACUAGGAAUAAAAUAAAAUAUACUCUAAAAAUAAAAGUGUCUGAUAUAAUGUGUUUCAGAUAGGUUAGUGCUGUACCAGUCUUUCUUGAUCUUAGCUAAUUCUGUAAAUAUGCCUCCAAAGUUUCUGAGAAGCUUGGCGUUUCCACUGACUCAUGCUUACAUCAGACCAUAUUGCCUAAGACUCCUACCAAACUCUCUUACUAAAUUUCACAACUAUGCCUCCUACACACAGACCUGCCUACUACAACCAUUUUUCUGAAAAAAAAGUAGGGGGAUCACAAGGGUUUUACAACUUAA
This is a messenger RNA of Anarrhichthys ocellatus (wolf-eel), 3167 nucleotides long. It is a transcript of the gene zc3h12aa, whose product is annotated as zinc finger CCCH-type containing 12Aa. Gene Ontology annotation, biological process: 3'-UTR-mediated mRNA destabilization. Bases 178 to 2064 code for a protein of 628 amino acids. The transcript has 6 exons. NCBI's taxonomy places the organism in Eukaryota, Metazoa, Chordata, Actinopteri, Perciformes, Anarhichadidae. The record is from RefSeq and is a predicted model, not a curated record. Gene Ontology annotation, molecular function: mRNA binding; RNA endonuclease activity; metal ion binding. Gene Ontology annotation, cellular component: nucleus; cytoplasmic ribonucleoprotein granule.